Molecule: messenger RNA, 2666 nt
Organism: Sphaerodactylus townsendi
Lineage: Eukaryota; Metazoa; Chordata; Lepidosauria; Squamata; Sphaerodactylidae
Gene: LRRC61
Product: leucine rich repeat containing 61
Exons: 2
Coding region: 236-1033 (265 amino acids)
Biological process (GO): outer dynein arm assembly
Cellular component (GO): cytoplasm
Molecular function (GO): protein binding
Source: RefSeq, a predicted model, not a curated record
GGCUCCGCCCCCGCCCCCGCCCCGCCCCCGCCCGGCUAGUGCGGCUGCUGCGGGGAGCGCGCGUUGCCAGGGCGGCCCGCCGGGCGAGGGGAGCGCGAGAGGCGGCGGCAGCAGCAGCGGCGGCGGCGACAAGGAGCUCCUGUGAUCUGCGCCCACUUUCCUCUUCACCCGGCAGCCCUGAGAUGAGCCGGCUUUUGCAGGGCUGAGCCGUGCCAGACCCCCCUCCUUGCCCAGAAUGGAAGCCCGGGGGGAGAAAGCGGAGGAGGCCGCCGAGGCGCUGCGGAUCACGGCCCAGCUGCUGAAGGCCAAGACGGGCGAGUUUGACCUGGAGUCCAUCUUGCUGCUGAAGCUGCGGGGCCUGGGCCUCUCGGACCUGGGCUGUGUGGGCGAGUGCGCAAACCUGGAGUGGCUGGACCUCUCCGGCAACGCCAUCACCCACCUGGGCCCGCUGGCCUCCCUGAAGGUCCUUGCCGUCCUCAACAUCUCCGCCAACCGCGUGGCCACCUUGGAGCCGCUGGCCGGCUGCGAGAGCCUGCAGAGCCUCAACGCGGCCGGCAACCUCUUGAGCGGCUUCCAGCAGCUGCAGGGCCUGGCGGGGUUGCGGCACCUGGAGAGCGUGCGCCUCUGCAGCCCCGCAGGCUGCCUCAGCAACCCCCUCUGCGCCUCCCCCGGCUACCGCUCCACCAUGGCCGAGAUGUUCCCCGGCGUCAAGGUGAUCGACGGUGAGAGGGUCUCGGGGCGGGGCAGCGAGCUCUACCGGCUGUGCCAGGACCUCGACAGCUCCCUCAAGCGCUUCCCCGGCAGUGGCGGGGCCGGGGUCCUGGAGCUCGUGGGCUCGGCCAAACCCUGGGUGGCAGACGGCUACUGGGACCUCCGCCCCACUCGCCGCAGCUCCAUCAUGGAAGAGGCCUACAGGCAGUUCAGCGAGGCCCUCCAGGAGUGCAGGGAGCUCAGCAAGCGAGCCGACGACACCAUCACCCAGGCCGAGCGGGCCCUGAACAUCCGCCCAGACUCCAGCUCCUACGUCUUUUGAGUGGGCCUGGGCCCCAAGACCCUCCCCUGGGCACUGGCCAGCUGGGCCCGAUCCCUGAAGCCCUUGCUGAUCUCCCGGGGCGCCGCUGGAUCCUUCUGAGGUGCCUCAAAGCCCCGGCCCCUGCUCCUUCCUGUAUCCCCUCCAGUUCCCUUCACAUUACGCUAGAGCCGGGGUGUCCAACUCUGGCCCUCCAGGUGUUCAUGGACUACGAUUCCAAUUGGCCAUUCUGGCAGGGACUGAUAGGAAUCGUAGUCCAUGAACAUCUGGGGUGCCAGACACCCCUGGAGGUGUCUGGCAGGAGGGAUCCAUCCGACUUGAUUCCCUGGGAACCCGAGCAAACGGGCUGCUGGGAUCCUGGGUGGGUUUUGUUGAGGCCCCACUGCCAGGGCCUUUGGGAGGGGAGCUGGCACACCUGAGCCACUCCAAAAAGAUUUGACCUUUGCCAGGACGGUGUGGCCACCGGUCUCCACCCCGGGGCCCUGGGCUGAGACCAUCAACUCCUAUGAGGAGGCUCUCUGAUCUCAAGGGCUGGGGACAUGGGGCACUUCCUCAUGAGUGACCCCAUCAAAGCCUGUCACCUGGGUUGAUUCUCACAGCCCCUUUUCCAUGCGGCAAAUCCAGGCAGGUCACGCUUAGGAGAGCCGGCCCCUCAAUUCUCUUGACAUGCGCAAGACCACAAGGGGCCCUGUUCUGGCAGGUGGUUGACUACUCUUGUCGGGGCUGCCAUGAUGACUUCACCUCCUCUGGCAGCCAUCAGGGACAACUGCACACAAAUGGUUGUGCGAAUUGGAGCAUGGAUGUAACGGGAUGGGCCAGCCAGCCAGAGCCACCCUUCCCUGCCCUGGGAUGCCGGCCGGUUGGCACUGGAGAGGCUGCCCUUUGGUGGCUUCAACCCUGCCUGGCCUCUCCGCACCAACGGGCAGAACUGACUUCGAUGCUCCCACUGCCUUUGCCUGGUUGCUGUACAUUGGGGCCCUGUGGGAUCCUCCCAGAGGCCCAUCAAAUUCUGACCCAGACAGACAGACCCAGUGCAGGAAGGCUUUCUUCCCUGCUGCCCCCCGCUGGCCCUUGCCACCCUAGCCUGGCACCCAGGUCAAAGGGAGCUCCCUCACCCUUGGGAGGAUCCUGUGCCCGAGUGUCCCCAUUUCCCAUCUGCCUGUGGCUUUAUGGCCAAAGUGUGGCUGCUCCAACGGGGACUCUAGGCGAACCUUUGGCACUCCAGAUGUUAAGGACUACAAUUCCCAUCCGCCCCUGCCAGCAUGACCAAUUGGCCAUACUGGCAGGGGCUGAUGGGAAUUGUGGUCCAUUACAUAUGGAGUGCCAAAGGUUCGCCACCACAUCUCUAGGAUGAUGACUGGAGGGCAGCAGCUGCCCCCACGGGGGAGUGGGUCUGGGUGGGAGGUGCCAGUGAGAUCAAGGAAGGUGAGCCCAGAGUGCCCUCAGGUGGGUACACAGCGGGUGAGGGUGGGCAGGACUGCCCCGUGAGGCUCUGGAGAAGCCUCUGGUGCUUUGAGCUUGGAAGGAUUGGGGCUCUAGAGUUUUUGGGGGGAGGGAGUGGGCUCUGCACCCCCUGCUCCAGCACUGUUCAAGUUUUCCUGUGAAAUAAAUGGGAUGUUUUCCAGCCCCCACGCUU